AUGUCACAUCUUCCAAGCUGCAGCCUCCUCCGGGUGUCACACCCUCCUCUGCACCCCCAGUCCCUAACCCCCGACAUCCUGCCCUCUCCACUCUCCCCACUACCCGUGGCCCCCUCGUGCCCACCCUCCUUGGCCCCCUCUUCCACCUCCUCCAGUCUGGGGAUGAAGGCUGGAGAGUUCCCACAUGGGGGUCCAGGAAGGUUGCCAGGAGGGGGCCCCGGCUGUGCCCUUCGUGGCUGUUAUAAGGUGCUCUCCGUGGUGCUGUUGCUGGCACAGGGGGCUUUGCUAGACCUCUACCUGAUUGCCGGCACUGACCUGUACUGGUGUUCGUGGAUAGCCACUGACCUGGUUGUGGUUGCUGGAUGGGGGAUCUUCUACUCCAAGAACAGCAGGGGUCAAAGAACCUAUCAUGGGUCUCUCAGCUCCACCGGAUAUGGACAAGUUCAUCGGCCAAAGAAAGGGCCUUUUGCUUAUAGCCACCUUGCUUGGCUGAUAUAUGCUAUAGCGUUCACCCCAAAGGUGACACUUAUACUCUGUACCCCAAUAGUGGAUCAGAUAGAGGCUGGGGUACCACUGGGCAGCACAGGUUUUAGACUGACUGUGGCUCUCUCGGUCCCACUCCUGUGGUCUUUGGUGCGCUCGCUCAGUGUUGACCCACGAGGAUGGCCACACCAAAGAGCAAGUGGUUAUUUCCUUGCCUCCUGCCUGGAUCUGCUUGACAGCUAUGCCCUCCUGGAACCAAUGCUGGAAGGGAAACUACCGCUAACCCCUCUAAUCUACUACCCUCUAUUGGUUGUCUACUUUGUGGCUUUGGCAUCCCCCGUGCUCUGGUUGUCAGAGUUGGACUCAGCGGUUCCUGCUGGCCGUUGUCGGCUUUUCCUUCGCCUCCUUUGCAGCUCAUUGGUGGAUGCUCCUCUAUUGGCUGUUCGUUGCUUCUUGAUGUUGGGUCCAGCGAGCCAGCCUAUGUCUGUAUUUAUGUUAAAGAAUGUCUUCUUCUUGGCCUGCCGCUGGCUGGAGGUCUUAGAGCUCUGCUGCCUCCUAAAAUCUCCUGGUCCUGACCACAUGGACCGCCCUCCAGGACAGUUCAGCCACUGCGUGUCUGAAAACGACAUGGGGCCUCAUGCUUACGUCAAUACCCUGGCUGUGACAUCACAGAACUGA
Molecule: messenger RNA, 1161 nt
Organism: Bufo bufo (common toad)
Lineage: Eukaryota; Metazoa; Chordata; Amphibia; Anura; Bufonidae
Gene: TMEM121B
Product: transmembrane protein 121B
Exons: 2
Coding region: 1-1161 (386 amino acids)
Source: RefSeq, a predicted model, not a curated record